This is a messenger RNA of Aureobasidium pullulans EXF-150, 2259 nucleotides long. RefSeq lists its product as uncharacterized. Lineage: Eukaryota; Fungi; Ascomycota; Dothideomycetes; Dothideales; Saccotheciaceae. The transcript has 2 exons. The record is from RefSeq and is a predicted model, not a curated record. The coding region runs from base 1 to 2259 and encodes 752 amino acids.
AUGCCAAAGGAGCCAGCCGUCGUGAUAGUCGUCAGACACGGAGCUCGACUCGACGCAGCCGACAAAUCAUGGCAUCUGACGUCGCCUACACCCUAUGAUCCGCCUCUUACUUAUGGCGGAUGGAUCCAAUCGAGAGCGCUAGGUCUGCGCAUUGCCAGCUUAUUACACGAUCGAGAGAAGGGCCCGGCCACCUCGGGCACCUCGUCACCAGCUGGCGCGCCGACAGACUCAGGUCUGGGUAUCCGAGACUUCGCCCUCUCUGAAGGCGAUCUGAAGGUCAAGUCGACGUCCAAGGGCGGAUCGAAGCGUCGGAAGCACAAGGUCGUCAUCCACUCGUCGCCCUUCCAGCGAUGCGUGCAAACGGGUAUCGGCAUCAGCGCCGGUCUGUCGCAGUACCAAGGCUUGCCAGCAAACGCCAGAAAGAGCAGCGAUGCACGCAUCAAGACACUCAGCCAACUGCGUGGCUCCCCGAGCUUGCGUCCGAAAGAUGCAACUGCUUCGCCCCAGUUACGACCCGUACCCGAGCAUCACCCUGAGUCGCGCGAGUAUUUCCGCUCCUCGCUGAAAGAGCAGGAGGACCACAAAAAGCAGCAAGCCCUCAUACGCACCACCCUCCGUGUCGAUGCCUUCUUGGGCGAAUGGCUAUCGCCCGACUAUUUCGAAAUGAUUACGCCGCCUCCAGACAGCACCUUGAUGGUUACGGCAGCAAAGGCCGAAUUGCUGCGUCAGGCUGACAACAUCGACACUUAUACACCUUCGUCUCCGAUUGUGUCGGGCGGUAAUCUCUGGGGAACCAACCAAACCGCACGCCAACACUCGCACUCGGUCAGCAACGUCAAUCCCUCUCCUCUAUCACAUGAAACCGAUGGCCCGUUGGAAAACUGGCAAGUCUUUUCGCGCGAGGUACCAGGCAGAGAUCGCACAAACAGCCUCGGCACCAACAAGUCCGCCGACCAGUUCAGACCUGCCAAUCCUUCGCCCUCGUCGCACAAACACGACACUUCGUUGGGUUAUACCCCACCUACUCCGACUUAUGCUAUUUCACCUGGCGAUGCUAUACCUCGCGGCUAUGUCGCUCACGCUCGUGACCAAUGUGUUAAGGUGGACUACAAGUGGGAUAGCAUGCGCGAGCCACGCUGCUGGGGCGAUGGUGGUAAGUUCGGAGAGGAAUGGAGCCAAAUGCAUAAGCGCUUCCGACAUGGCUUGUCCAGUAUGGUUGACUGGUAUGCCACAACUCAAUCCGAGUCUAAGCAGCCUGUUGCCGACGACCACGAAGCUGUUCCAGAAGCAAACGACGAUGAUGACGAAGAUCUUGUUGUCGUGCUGGUCACGCAUGGAGCCGGCUGCAAUGCCCUGAUCGGCGCCCUCACCAACCAACCUGUCCUACUUGAUGUCGGCAUGGCUUCGCUCACCAUGGCUGUACGCAAGGAUGAUGUUUCUACAUCGCCAUCAUCCGGCGAGCUUGUUUCACCUAUAGACUCGCCAGCUCUAGGAAAUUCGCCUGCUCUUGGCCCUGUGGAUGCAACACGCCGCCCUGUCCCACGACGAAAGAGCUCCGUUGAUUCUGGCUUGUCUUCCUAUUACGACAUGAAGAUCGUUGCUUCGUCUGAACAUCUUCGUCCUGGUGUCGAUCCUACCAAAUCUUCUGUGCCUAUGAUUGGCUCACCUGUUCUCUCUGCCUCUCAAACUGUGCCAUCAUCACGCAGUCGUCGCUUUGGAUCAGCUAGCUCCCAUGCCUCGGCUGGCGCUCCUGUCGACUCGAGCUGGAACCUGCCAGAGCCCAGAGCCAGAAUUAACAGUUCGCUUGGUAGUAUGCGCCGUCCCUCUCGACCAGCCAUCACACCUGUUCUCACAACCCCUAUCCUUCCCUCUGCUAUGAAAAACGACUCGCCCACUGGUCUUUGGAACUCAGGCAGUGCCAAAGACAGUGACUCUCCUGGUUUCCUUAACGUCUUGGCUCGAUCAAACUCACUAGCAGCACGUCUGUCUACUCCUAAGGUGACUACGCCAGAGCGUUCGGUCUCCCCAAAAGCCGAGGCUCGAUCCGCAGAAACGGAAACAGACGCGGGGCCAGACGCAGGUGCCAUACAGGAAGAAGCCAAAUCGAGUGUGUCGGCGCUACCGACGGUUGGCGAGAACCCACCACCAAAGUUGGCAAGAUCACUAAGUCAGAAAGGCCUCUGGGGAAGUGCGCCGAGCGGUACAUUUCCUCGUGAAGCAGGCAUUCCCAAGCGACGUUGGACUGUCGUCCAAGACUGA